This is a messenger RNA of Dothidotthia symphoricarpi CBS 119687, 548 nucleotides long. RefSeq lists its product as uncharacterized. The transcript has a single exon. Bases 185 to 460 code for a protein of 91 amino acids. Lineage: Eukaryota; Fungi; Ascomycota; Dothideomycetes; Pleosporales; Dothidotthiaceae. The record is from RefSeq and is a predicted model, not a curated record.
GGCGGCAGAGUUGCCGAAAAGAAAUAUGGGCGUUCGUGGUGCAGGGAGAUUACCAACAGAGAGGAUUGGUGCAUCAACAACGAAAGCAAAAGCAUCUCACACCAUCCAUCGAAUGGUAGCUGGACCACGCCGCACUAGUUUCCGAAUGAGGUUUGGCAGAUCGAGAUAGGCGGCUUCCACCCGGAUGUGGUGGAGAUUGAGCUGGUAUACACUCCGAACCAUGCACCACAAGCGCAUGUCACUGACCGUCCUGGCGGAAACCUGCAGUUGUGGAAGAAAAGCCAAUGCGGCGAAGCUGGCGAGUAUAGAAACGGGUAAUACCGCCUCUAAGCAUCGAGCAUUUUGCAGCACAUCAUGGCCGACUGUGACGGGAGAAAGUUGUGUACGAGUAUGCUCCGACGGUGAUUGCCAGGUUGGUCGAAACCUUGUGAAGCGCGCAAGUGCUAGACUUGUUGAUUGAGUUCGCGCGGAAGAUACCUGGUCGGCGAUCUAGAAUCUGCGAUCUCGCCAAUCGAUGUCUAAAGCUCGUGCUUGGCUGAUAACAGCUG